AUGAAGGAAAAGCAGAACAAGGAAUGGAAAACUUUGGGAGAGCCAUGCUUUGGCACGAAUGGGUCGGCUAGACCGGAGAUACGAGAGAUGAUACCACGGCCUCACAACGGCCGUAUCACAAUGGGUAUUCUCGCCGCGAUUGCCGUGAAUCUUAUCGGAGGUAUCGUACUGUACGGUACGGGAGGACUCCUGGCCCCUAUUGUGGCGCCAUUGUUGGGUUUUAGUAGCGCCGGCAUCGCUGCAGGCUCAGUGGCCGCAGCUGCGCAGGCCUACUACGGCAACCUGGUAGCCGGCUCCAUCAUUUCACAGCUUACGGCUGCAGCAAUGGUCGCCCCCACGCCGUAA
Molecule: messenger RNA, 345 nt
Organism: Spodoptera exigua (beet armyworm)
Lineage: Eukaryota; Metazoa; Arthropoda; Insecta; Lepidoptera; Noctuidae
Source: the annotation of a GenBank genome assembly